Ectocarpus siliculosus is the source of this 1668-nucleotide messenger RNA. The record is from the annotation of a GenBank genome assembly. NCBI's taxonomy places the organism in Eukaryota, Phaeophyceae, Ectocarpales, Ectocarpaceae.
AUGUGCUUCUCUGGGGCCAUACGAUCUUUCGUGCAUCCGGCGGUGCACAGAUCCAUCCGAACCAAUCUUAUCGAAUCGAUCAAGGCGGACGGCUGCGAGGUGGACGUAUUCGCCUACGUCACUCGAGAAGACACGGUAGUGAAAGCCAAGCAGGUCGAAAACCCCGAAUUUACGCCAAACUCCUCCGACGUCGAGGUUGCCCUAGCCGUCUUGGAGCCGACCAGGCUAUUGUGGCACCAAGAUCAAGCGGGAAUCAUUCCCAAUGGUUGUGCCGGGGUAAACAAUCGUACUGAUGCCUCCCGCCACAGCGCUCGCCACCUCUGGUAUUGGGAACAGCGCUACAGCCCCGAGGCAAGUCGCAGCCUCUACUGGCAGCUGUACAAGUCGCUGGCGGCCUACCGCAUGGCCCUUCGAGAAGAAAAACGAAUAGGGAGUGGCUUCACCUACGACUGGGUUAUACGUGGUCGCCUCGACGUGGCCUGGGCCCGCCCCCUGCCGCCUCUUCGGUCGUUUUCUCGGCAAGCUGUGUGGUUUGGCCGUCACUACUGGCCGAUGUCGGACCACUUCGCCCUCGUGCCUCGAAAGUUCUCCGAUCGUUUCUUCUCGGCGGUAAAGACGUUUUACGCCUGCGAUGGGCGAUCGUGGCCGCCGCCGUCGUCGUGGUGGCAGCCUGAGUGUGCCACCAUCGGUUUCGAAGAGAGCGUGCUCUUCAGACACCUCCACGCCUCCGAAAUUCCGUAUCGGUUUUACCCUCUGUUCGACUUCAUCAUCACGCGGGGGGUGAUCGGUGGCGUGUGCAAGCUUGGGUUCAUCGUGUACUCCGAAGUUUGCAGCCUCUUGGGCUUGUGGAACGCUCUUCAGCCGCCUUUCUCCCGAGAUCAUUGUCUGGAGGCGCUGGCGGAAUAUUCGGAUCUUCGAUGUCGGACUCUGUUUCCCGCCCGGGGCAUGGAAGAUGAACGAAGAGUGGACGCAAUCCUAGACCCAGAGCCUCGAGCAUGGGAGGCACUACUAGACUCGAGCCCUUUACUGGAGCCUAUUCCCGCAGUAGCAGCGCCAGGCCCUUUGGGUCGGGCAACGGAAGGAGACUCCAGCGAUGCUUCCAUAUACACGAGCGUUGCGAAGGCUGAAGACGUCGAUAGCGCACGCCUAAAGCUGGUACUCCUGAGAGAUGCAUUGCAGGCUCCUUCACCCCUUGAACCCCACUAUGAGAUGGCGCUUCGGGAAGAAGCGAAGGAGCGCAGUCUGUUGGAUCGUUGGGGAGGAUGGAAAACACAUCCCCUAUGGUGGAUUCACUCCAUCAUGGGAUGCCCUCUUGCCGAGCCUCAGCAUCCGGGUCCUUCGCCCCACGUUGUGCUGUACUACACCAUGGGAGAGCCCCUGGUUAGGGAGUUGGUCCAGUCAGUCAAGUGCUUCGUAUCCAGAAUAAUCGGCGAAACUCAGGUUGGAGGCGGAGACACCAACCAGAGUUCAUGCAAUGGUGUCAGGUCGUUGGACCUCGUGAUGAUUGACGUUUCUCUACACACGGAAGAGCUUGGCAUCUGCACGGCUGACGGUAGCUUGGGGCUAAGCGCCUCCGAGCAAGUGUCACGCUUCUUCGACAACCCAGCAGCCCAUUGCGCGGGGUACGGUAGACUUGAUAGCGAAAGAUUGUCCGGCGGAUCUCUAUGA